Messenger RNA from Sclerotinia sclerotiorum 1980 UF-70, 786 nucleotides. RefSeq lists its product as hypothetical. Bases 1 to 786 code for a protein of 261 amino acids. The record is from RefSeq and is a predicted model, not a curated record. The transcript has a single exon. NCBI's taxonomy places the organism in Eukaryota, Fungi, Ascomycota, Leotiomycetes, Helotiales, Sclerotiniaceae.
AUGGCAGACAACGUGAGUACAGCAAUUGGCCUUUUCCAAUUUGCCAUCGACACACUAGGCUACAUCCAACUCGCUCGAGAAUUCAAAGACGACUUUGAAACGCAUCAGCUAAAGCUCGAUAUCAUCCAACUGCGACUUUCCCGCUGGGGUGAAAUAGCCAAUAUAACUCAGAUCGACAAUCUCAGCAAGAGCCCCAAUGAAGAUCCGAGCAACCUCGCUUCUAUAAUGCGCAUACUUGAGGAAAUCCACGAUCGUCUAUGCAAAGCACGACGAGAAGCCGAAAAAGUGCAGAAAAAACUCGAUGGAAAUAGUGCAUCGACACUUGAUCCAGAAGCAUGCAUCCCUCAAGAUUUGGCGAAAACUCGAGCCCGAUUUAAGAAUUUUCUCAAUAAGCGUAAAACUCAGAUAACGAAAGCGCACGAGGGCCUCAAAUGGGUAUUCUACAAAAAAGAACAUUUCGAUAAAUUUGUAGCGAACAUCUCUGAGUUGAUUGAUGGACUUGAGAGUAUCAUGCCCGAGGGAGAACGCGAGAAGUUGCGCUCGCUGAGUAAUGAGGAGUGCAAGGGGAUUAGCAAGGCGAAUUUGGAAGAUCUGAAAGAUAUUGUUGAGGGAUCUGGAUGUGAUCCGUGGCUUGAGAGCUCGGUGGAGGAGGAGUUGAAUGGGAGGGUAGUUGGGACGGUUAUUAAUCAGUCGGGGAACACGGGGAGCACGGUGGGAAUUCACAAUGGGGAUAAUAAGGGGAUAAGUUAUGGUGCUAAGAGUAGGCAGAACAAUACUUUUAAUUAG